AUGCUGUCGAAGGAUCCAGGUCUGUGGAACUCUGGGCUGCUUGGAAGCUCCACAACAUCAACGGGGGCCGCAAAUCCGAACACUCGCGCUGCUGCGGGAAUAGGUACUCCCUCCGCGACGGUUACCACUGCGAGCAACACUAGCUAUGCCUUCUUGGCCUCUUCCGCCUCUUCCGUGUUACUGCAAGGCACCACUAACGGCAUAAGCAACAACCCGACAACUCUGAUGCCGGCAACGGUGAGUCACGAUCGCUCGCAGGAGCUUUGCAAGUACUUUCUCAAUGGCGGUUGUCUUCGGGGGGCGCAGUGUCAGUAUCUGCACGAGCUGCCAGAUGAGCGACACCUUGACGUGAACGGAUAUGGAUACAUUCUCAACCCCAACGUGCACAACGCACAAAAGACACUUCCUCUAGCAGUGAGCAACAACACAACGAGUGCUGUUCAGGUGAACGGUGGAGCCCCGACAUCAUCGCCGCUGAUGCUAGGCCUCAAUACGGGCAGUAGUAGGCAGUCGCACAGUGCGAAGACCAAACCGCAGGCGUCUCUUUUGGUGGGUGUGCCAACACACUUGCCGUUUCAGUUGUCUGUCCCAAGCGUAAAGGCACCUCCACCAAAGUACCGUCCACCGGAGCCAUUCUUAGAGUACAACUUGCCACCAACUCUAGCACUGCCAAUUAAAACACCGGCGAAAGAUGUGGCCCUCCAACUAACUAAUGCAAUGCUUAAGAACUGA
Trypanosoma theileri is the source of this 732-nucleotide messenger RNA. RefSeq lists its product as uncharacterized. The transcript has a single exon. The coding region runs from base 1 to 732 and encodes 243 amino acids. The record is from RefSeq and is a predicted model, not a curated record. Gene Ontology annotation, molecular function: metal ion binding. Lineage: Eukaryota; Euglenozoa; Kinetoplastea; Trypanosomatida; Trypanosomatidae.